UUGAAUAUGUACUUUGAAAAGACACACAACACGGCGUGGAAGUGUCAGGGAAGGAUCGGACUUCGGAGCGAAGAGAUAAGAAGCAAAAAUCCGAACUGCGGCCAAUCAGAGUCGUCGAGUCAACUGAUGGCAACGGUAUUUCGUUCUAGUGUUGAGCAUCACACACGUGUCGGUGAGGUUAUAUAAUUCAACCCAUGUGCAUCGAACUGUAUGUGUAUGUAUAGGUGAUCGAUCAUUUUCGCGCGUUUCGUCUGCUUGUGAAGUAGCGCGGUAAGUCGUCAGCAUAGUGUUGUUUAUCUAAUUUCCGUGGGCUAAAUAACAGAUAAAGAUAUAACUUAAUAGUAGCCGAGAAGUAGUGCAGUCGGAUGGUGUUUAAUGAGUUAUCACUGUACAGGUGUAAUGCAAAAUUGUUUGCUGUAUUUAAAUAUACGAAGUUGCUGGUGUCGAGACACUCUGUCAUUUAUCAGGGAGUGAAUUAGCAACGCUAAUGAGAUUAAACCCGCCUUGAACCCCUUUCAUAAAUUAUUUCCCACCUUAGUAUCCGAUGACUAUACCUUUGAACUGUCGGUUAGUCGAAUCGUUAGAAGUGUGAUAAUCAUCGAUCAAAGUAAAAUGCAGAAAACGGUGGAAACAGUGGGCUCGCAGCGAUCUCAUACAAUGUUUUCUGACUUGCUCGAAGAACGGCGAGUAUCAAGCGAUGUUAUGUGGAUGUUUCGACCACUUCAUCCUGUUUUUCCCCAUAAAUUGCCUAGUGCUCUGCGAUAUUCCAGGGAGCAAACUAUCGAAGCAAUCCUGGGCAGUCCCAGGAUAGUUUUAAUGAUUCAAGCUCUAGCCAGUAGCAGGAAAGUUCCUGUCUCCGUUGUGAUAAAUGAGGCUCGUGAAAUGUUGGAGGAAAUGGCAGGUGCGCCAAACUUGUCAACGAUCAGGUGUCUAGGUAUACUAGUGACAAAAGGCUUGAAGAGGAUACUCAAGAGUGUUCGAGUAAAUCAGACUUUUCUGUUGGAUCUUAGAGAAAAAAUGCGUGACGACACGGUGCAGUACGUUUACGUACCAACUCACCGAAGUUAUUUAGACUUUAUAUUAUGGUCGUACGUACUUUUCUCUAACGAUAUGGCUAUACCAAACAUAGCUAGUGGGAUGGACUUUUAUCGAAUGCAAGUCGUUGGUGAACUGUUGCGUAAAACAGGAGCGUUUUAUAUGCGCCGCAGUUUUUCCACUGACCAAUUGUACAAGGAAGUAUUCAAAGCAUACAUAUCGUCCAUCGUGAUACAUAGCGAAAGGGCUAUAGAAUUUUUUAUUGAGGGUACGCGUAGCAGGAGCCAGAAAAGUUUGGCACCAAAAUAUGGUUUACUUGGGAUGAUUUUAGAUGCUUUAUGGAAAGCGGAAGUGCCCGAUAUUAAAUUUGUUCCAGUGAGUAUUACGUACGAUCGUCCAUUGGAGGAGCUAUUAUUUGCGUACGAAUUAUUGGGAGUUCCCAAACCGCCAGAAUCCACAACAGGACUUUUUAAAUCGUUGUCAGUUUUGCAAGAAGCAUGUGCCUAUGGAAAUGCAUAUAUUAAUGUAGCACCGCCUAUUUCAGCACGUCAAUUUCUUGACGUUGAUUCCCUCAGGAAAAGUGCUUUAUCUCCGUAUUCUAAACUGUCAACCAAAGUUGUCACUGGAUUGGCAUAUUCAAUUAUUGACAGUCAAAAAUGUCACACCCCACUUUCACCGUUCAAUCUUAUAGCUUUGCUUUUUAAUGAAAGGGUACAUUCCCAUCCUAGAAAGUCUUAUAUUCUUGAAACUUUAUUAGCUGAUUAUUGUUGGCUCAAAGAGAUCUUCACUCGUGCAAUAAAGGCUCUAGUUCAUCCUGGAGGGAACAAACCUGGAAGCGAUGUGAAUGACGAAGAUGUGAAAAUUGAAGUAUUAGAUUCCCUGUUUACACAUCGCGAGCUGCUUAAGUUUGAUCCAUGUGGUGAAUUAAUGCUGAUGGAAAGACACAGAGAAUCCCAAGCCUGCGAUCCAAGAAAAGUGAAAGGUCAUGUGUUGACUGAAAGAACUAUGCGUUUAGCUGUGCCAGCAAUUAAUAUGGCAACCUACAUGAAUCCCGCAAUGGCAUUCUUGGCUAAGCCAGCUUUAGUAGCAGUAUCUAUUGUCAAAUUUGGUACUAGUGAAGAGUCAACAUUCGCAAGGUUUACAAUUCUCAGAGAAUUGCUUUGUACCGAAUUUGCGCUUGUUUCUGAAAAACCUGUAGCUACGGCAGAAUGGGAGGAAGGAUUAUCCUUCCUAAUAGCUGAGGAUUGCGUACGCCUUGAGAACAAUUCUUUGGUGACGGGGAAUAACAGUAAACUUUUCUCUCUCCUACAAAAUCUCUUGUUGCCUUUCCUGGCUGCUUCUCAUGUCACGUGCACUAUACUCUAUCAGUGGAACGAUGAAAUGGGUGAAGCCAAAGAAUGCUACAUAUUGAAAAACACACAAAAACAGACAGAGUUGUUAUUAUUCGAGGGUCAAGGAAUAUUCAGAUUCCCUUAUUCUUUAUCUCUCGAUCUUUAUACUUCUACACUUGUCAGCCUUGUUUCGAUGGGCAUUAUUAACUCAUCUGGAAGACCACCAAACACAGUAUACUCCCCAGACAAAAUACGCCUAGGCGCAUUAAUUUCAGAAUUAGACAAUUUGAAGUUACUCAGUCCUCCUGGAUCAUACCUUGAUAUCAGAAUGUUGCCAGCCGCACAUGCUUCAUCUGUCCCUCAAUCAAAGCUAUAAUUUGGCUUUGUUCGCAGCAUCACAGUUCUAUCAAUUUUAAGUAUGAGAAUUCUUGACCAUUGUUUGAAUGCGAAGGAGAUUUCUUGGUAUAAGUCCACAGUUUUAUCAAUUAUACAUAUGUUUUAUUUAUUAAGGCCCUUGCUAUGAGUAUUGAGUAGCAUUUAGUCCAAUAUUACAAAUAUUAGGUGAGUCAGGCUACCCACGUUUCGGGUUUCUAAAAAAUUUCUGGUUUCCUUAAGAUUUCGGGUUUCCCGAAAAACCCAGGCUUCCAGAAUAUUUCACAUUUCCCGACCAUUACCGGAUCGCCGAAAAAUCCGAUCCAAUAAAAAACCCGUUCGGAACCUGAACUUUUUUUCACGAGAUUUCGGGAACUCGCACAGCUCUAAUAUGUAUACGUAUGUAUAUGUAUAUGGUAUCUCUUCACUAGCUUGCAAUAUCAUAUAGGUCGAUUCGUAAAGUUUCAUGAAUUUAAGAGACUGAUUAUUUCACAGAAUUUUAUAAAAUGUCACAUACUAAUUCGUAUUAUAUGU
Diprion similis is the source of this 3272-nucleotide messenger RNA. It is a transcript of the gene Dhap-at, whose product is annotated as dihydroxyacetone phosphate acyltransferase-like. The transcript is spliced from 6 exons. Bases 613 to 2742 code for a protein of 709 amino acids. Lineage: Eukaryota; Metazoa; Arthropoda; Insecta; Hymenoptera; Diprionidae. Gene Ontology annotation, biological process: ether lipid biosynthetic process. The record is from RefSeq and is a predicted model, not a curated record. Gene Ontology annotation, molecular function: glycerone-phosphate O-acyltransferase activity. Gene Ontology annotation, cellular component: peroxisomal membrane; mitochondrial membrane.